Messenger RNA from Babesia ovata, 4470 nucleotides. Its product is annotated as ribosome binding protein. The transcript has a single exon. The coding region runs from base 1 to 4470 and encodes 1489 amino acids. The record is from RefSeq and is a predicted model, not a curated record. NCBI's taxonomy places the organism in Eukaryota, Apicomplexa, Aconoidasida, Piroplasmida, Babesiidae.
AUGGAGAAGCAUGACAUUCCGCUUAACACUCUCAAGCAGUGUCUGCAGUUCUUGAUGUGGUUGAACAAUUCUAAUCGAAUGCAAGGCCUGGUGUCUCGAAAUUUAUAUGACCGUAUCAAUCAAUAUUAUAAUGACAAGUAUCUUAAAGAGACUGACAUACAAUCCGCACUGUCUGAAUUCCUGAUGAACGCAUCUGCGUUUUAUACGAGAUUGUGCUACUACACUACGCCGGGGAAAUAUGACGGUAAACAACCGAAAGAGAUUGUGGACGCCCUUCUAGAGUGUAUGCCCAAAUUCCUAGCCGUUAUGUACUUUUUGUGGUACAAUGUGGACAAUACCUUCGGAAAGCUGCAAGGCGGUGGGUGGGAAAAGGACUGGCCUGGGGGAGAGAAGGAAUGGUGGGGAACCUAUUGGGGCGGUGAACUGCAGGAAUAUCUCAGAGCAACAGUUGGCGAUAAAUACGGCGGCAUGGUACCUGGGGGGUUCGGUUACCAAGAGGUGAAAUAUAAUAAAUUUUGGGAAGGUUACUACCAGGGUGCUCAAAUGGCUAGGGACCUACAAGACAUUUUGAGCAAACAACACUACAAUUAUUUCCGCAGCGUGUUCGUCAGUUCCGUUAUUGGAGAAUCAGCCAAACGUAAAGAGAGCACCGCGAACGCUCUCUCAUUGGUCAGGACCUUUUGCGAUAUUGUGGCAGGAGAAAGUGACCAACAUAGCGGCGGUACUUUAAUAAAAGCAUUGAAUGACGGUUUAAACAGACUUAUGAGUUCAAAAAAUAACUUCAUAUGCUGGCAAGACCUAAAACAACAUUGCACUCAGCUUAGAAAUAAAUUGGGAAAAAAAUUGUUCGCCGAAAAACACUUUGACUUCACCGGACAGGCGACGGACACGAGAAACUUAAAAGGGACGGAUCUUGCAAGCAAGACAGCGGAUUGGCUUAGACAAAAUCUGACGACAGUGCGGGGACAUUUGAAUAAAAUUAAAACAGAUAACACUCUAAACGGCCAUCUUGGCGCAUACUUCACAAAAAAUCUCUUCCCGUACGGUUUUACGAUUUUUAAUAAGACUCGCUUUGACAUGAAGCAGAAUGCUGUGCAGAAUUUAAGAAGUGAUUGGCGUGAGGUGAUCGGCGUGUUUGAGAAAACUGACGGCGAUUUAGAUAGGCUUAAAGAAAUUUUAGAAGGUAAAAGAAAAUCAUGUCCCGAUCCCCCGCCUGUCACCAAAACAGAAGCCACAAAACCCGUGGCCGCAAGGCCUGUUCUCACUAAAACUGAGGCCCCCAAACCGACUGCCACUAAGGAUGGUGAGGGAGCACAGAACCAAGGCAAUGGUCAAAGUAGAGAUGCGUCUCCAACUUCACCAACUGCAAAGCUUGCUCCACCUCCGCCUCCCGUUGGUACAGGAGAUGCAGGCCCGCAAGGGCCUAGUGGUGAUCCGGGAGCUCCAGGACUUCCUGUUACAGUGACUCCGGGGUCUCCUCAGGACACAAGUUCACCAGUUACUACGUCGGUUAAAGCUCCACCUCAAGACUCUGUAGCAUCGCCAGUUCCUUCCCCUCCUCCAGCUACCGCCGGUGAUGCUGCAGGUCCACGGCCUGGCAGCCCUAAAGUCACUGUGCUUACUCAGCGUACGGGUGUUUCAGGGUCAGGCGCUGGGCCAACUGGCAGUGGAGGGGGUGGGCAAGGCGGUGUCCACGGUGGUGGUCAACCAACAAUUCCAGGCUCCAGUCAAACCCCAAGCAGCGUCACUACUACGUCGGAUGGCACGGCGGCUGGUGCAGGUGGGGGUAGGAGUGGGUCAGGAGAUAAGGUUGUUCCUCAAUCCGUUCCAAAUGUUAGUAAAAAACAGUGCAGAUCAGAUGAAUAUUCAGUGAAAGAUUCCAUUGGUAAUGAAGUGUGCCUUCGAAUUCCUCAGAAUCCCGCCCCAACCAAAUCAUAUGGCCCCAACCUUUCUCCUGGCUUUCUGGAGAAACUCAGAAAACAAGAAGCAGACGUCCUUAAAAAGGCGGAAGAGGAGGAGGAACGGAGACGUCAGCAAUAUUUACAGUAUUACUAUCCUAAAACAUUUCAUCAGAUCCCUACUGCUGUUGAGUCUUCAGCCACUAUGGGCCUUGAUGGCGUCGACGUCUCCAAUGAAUCUUUGUAUGAUCCCGGCCUAUGGUGGGAGCAAAGGUAUAGAAAUGAUUGGAAUUAUCCGAAGCAAUUAGUAGAGUGGACUGCAAAAAAGGAGCAAGAGAAAUUCGAGAGAAAUCUUGAAGAAGCUAAGCAAAAUGUAUCGAAACAACUUAAGGACACCUGGAUACUUCAGGAAUUACGGGACGACGACCUUGGCCACGUCGUCGUACCUUACAUACAUACGUCGAUGCCACUUCCGUAUCCGGAGUAUCCGGACCCGUUAGCACCCAAAGCUUUGUCACUGUCAGGAUCAGUCAUUGAUUCGCCGCCUCCUGAGACAGAUGACCCAGUGCCGCCGCCAACUGGUGACCAAUACGACUGGGACAUCGAAGUUGUACAACCGCAUCCAGACGCAGUGGAGAGCGCACUUAUAGGCAUAGAUCCGUAUUCUGACGUGAAAGACGAUGGACUGGUAUUCGAAAAAAUUGAUCGCCAAUCUGAUGCCAAACAAGAUUAUGUCGACCUCCACAUUGAUGUCCGCAAGCCCAUUGUUCAAGACCUUGUCGAUAAUCCUGAUGAAUACCUUUACUCCAACGCGGAGGAUAUCCUGCGGGACGAGUUGAAAAAUGCGGAGUCCUGGUAUGGGGAGGACAAAGGCUUUUCGGGCGUUCCGAAUACAAAUUUCGAUCUGGACUUUGCACCGGGCCUCCCUGGACUUCAAGGGUAUACAGAUCCUGGGAUGCCGCGUGAGCCUGACAGGGUGGUGUCCGCCCGGAGCAUUCCACUGUUCCCUGACGCUGGCGUCUGCCGCAACCCCUGGUACGUUUCCUCUUCCUCAGACAAUCUUGAUCAACCAACCCCCUCCCCGCCCCCAGCCUCGCACCAUCUGCCGCCUCCCAAGACCGUCAGGGAAAUGCUCUGCUGGCUGGUUGGAUUGACUCAAUAUGGGUAUGUUGAGAUUAUUAAGGAGCAUGUUAAAGGCAUUUUGAGGGAGCUUAACAAGGAUGUCUCACAGCCUCCAGAUGCCCUCGAGGUCACCGGGAUGCCCUCUCAACUUACCACUUCCCAUGUCACCUCCAAACUGACCGAGGCAUGCCACUACGCUGCAAACUUUCUCCACAAGAUUAAGUAUAAGGACUCCAAAGAUGGAUCGUCAACUCUAAACUUCAGCUCAGAAUAUUCCAAGUUUCGUUAUUCCGCCGACCCCGCCUGUCUCCUCUGCCAGCUGCGGGACUACGCCUACGCCUGCUGCCACCAGUUGGCGUUCCUAAAGUCGCAGUGUUCUCGGGAGCAGUCGCAUGGUGGUUGGCAGGAUUGUCAUUACGGCAGUGCUGUCUCCUCUGACUCCCCCCUCCAGGCCUUCCUGACUGACGCCCCCGACUCCAAGUUCGACACUCACCCCUUCGACCCGUGUGACAUCUGUCUCAAGAGCCGCGUCAGGAUGGGAUUCAGGGAGAAUGAUUUGCCUGCAUCUCACAAAACUGGCAAACAUAUUUCCACCAUCCUCUCUCCCACCUGCGGCGGCGAGGAUCCCUUGCUGACACUGUGCUCUUACCUCAACUGCCUCACCAGGCGGACGCCGCGCACCACCGGGGAGCUUGUCUCGUUCUUCCACAAUUUCGGGAAUUCACUGCAGUCAUCAUCUUCACUGCGCUCCACCCUCUCCACUCCACAUCGCCACUGCCCCGACUGGGACCGUCUCCAGGCCGCCUACCUCCAAGCCGUCCAGGACAUCCGGGGCUCCGCCCCUCCCAACUCCAUCCACGACAAGGACCAUCCCAGGACUCUGUCCACACUGCUCGGCUGCGGCAUCGAUAACGCCAACUGCCCACAACUCACGAAGCCCAUCACCUACCGUGCCUACGCCCUGUACUCUUCCAGCUUCGUCCACGACUACCUCAGCUGGGCGGUGUACCUGGCAGACAGACUCUGGGACUCCCUUCUCAUGCUGCUAUAUGAUCUCGAGGGCCUUCAGUGUUCCAAGUCCAAGCCCCUCCACCAGUGUGACAGGGCCCUGCCCCUCCUCUACCGUCACGGCAUCGCACCGCCGGACGGGACACUGCAGUCCUCACUCACGUGUUCGAAGGUCAUCGUCAAGCUGGAGGAGGUGGUUGCAGGUGGGCCUAUCGCAACGCUUAUGACCUGUAUGGACGCAUUCCUCUACCGCAUCCGUGCCCCCUUCCUCUUCACCAUCAUCACGCUCUGGCUCAUCGCCCACUCACUCCUCUACCGCCUGGACGUCCUGAGGAUACGCUCCCACUUAAAAACACCCUCAAGUCACAGGAUCGCCGCACAGUCACUGCUCGCCGCCGCACGCGUCAAGGCACUCGCCAGCGUCAAGUACUUCUCACCAUAA